Lactuca virosa is the source of this 321-nucleotide messenger RNA. NCBI's taxonomy places the organism in Eukaryota, Viridiplantae, Streptophyta, Magnoliopsida, Asterales, Asteraceae. The record is from the annotation of a GenBank genome assembly.
AUGCCUUCUAUGACGUCACCGCGCAACAGCUGGUCCUUCGAAGACUGGCGUCACAUUCUAGCUAACGACUCUAUUGCAGGCAAGCCACAGGACAUCCAUAUCACUCUUCUCCAACUUCAACUUGAGGUUUCACUCAUCAGUGAGGAAGUAAAUGCAGACCAGCGUCAGCUCAGGGAAAGUCUGCGCCGGGAGAUGGAUUCCAUGAUUCGUGAGGUCGAUGAUGUAAGGGCAGGUGUGUUGGAGAUGUCCCAUUUGACCGAUGACAUGAGGAACCAUUUUUAUUCACUCCAGCUAGUGUAUAUCAGGAAUCGACUGACAUAG